UCCACCUCCACCUCCCACAAGUCCUUGCAUUCCUCCACAAGUACCUCCUCCUCCAACACCUAUCCCUCCCCCAGCAUUUACCAUUCCACUGGCACCUGGCCCCACAACACCACCUACUCCAACCCUGGAAGGCUCAUAUUCAUAGUCUUUUUUGACAUGGCGAAAUUUACAUUUAUUGCCCCUUUGGCACUCUCCUUUCAAGAAGUCUCUGCAGAUAGGGACCUCCCCACGGCUAUGGGGGAGAUCCAUAGGGGACAGGCCCAGUCGUGCAGCAACUUUCCCUCUUAGUCUGAGGGGUAGCUCUCCUGUUUUUUUGUAAUAGUCCUCAUCCUCUUUAGAUCCAUGGACAAAGCGGCAGUUGGAGCGCAUACACUCCUUAUUCUGGUGGUCAUGACAGAAGAUGAAUUCGUUCUUUUGCACUCCCAAGUCUGGCACCUCAUUAAAGUCUGGGUGUCUAAAGCGGCAGCGCUUCCCCCUCUUGCAGACAUUGCGUAUGAAGUCCCUGCAGACACCGUCCAACGCCAGUCCUGCACCGUGCCCCCCACCUCCACCGUUCCCACAGCUGUUGCCAUUUCCAAGCGCCCCUCCUCCCCCCAUGCUCCCGGAGCCAGAGACGUUGCCACCAACACUUCCUCCUGAACCUCCUCGACCCUCUGUCGAGCCCCCUACCAAACCAGACCCAGGUCCUCCGUCCUCGCCCAGACCACCAGCACUCCCACCACCACCUGACAGGUAGGAACUGUCCCGGUCAGGCAUGGCGCUCGGCCCAGCGCGAGGAGAAAACAGCACUCAUGUGUAUGAAGGGGGCUGACGUGACCUAGCAAACAUUUACAUGAGACAAGCAAAAAGGCGCCCGGGCAUGGCUGUGCAAGGUGUUUUCCACUGGAUGCAAGCCUGCGUGGUGCUGCAGCUCUGCUUAUCUGAAGCUCUGCCUGCUGCCCCAGAGACAGGCAGAAAUUACUACGAUACUCUCGAUGUUGAGCCAACAGCAACUGACAUCCAGAUAAAGAAGGCUUUCCGCAAACUGGCCAUAAAAUACCACCCCGAUAAGAACAAGAGCGCCGAUGCAGAGACGACUUUCAGAGAGAUUGCUGAAGCCUACAAGGUGCUCUCCAACAAGGGGAAGAGGAGGCUGUAUGACAGUACGGGCCAUGAGGCUUUCCUAAAAGAUGAGGCCUCUGUUGAUCCUGAGGACGAACAUGAGACAAGCUUCCACUUCAGUUUUAAAGACCUCUUCCAUGACCUCGAUGAUAGUCUCUUUGCGGAGGAGCCAUACUUCCACUGGAGCUUUCACCAAGAUGGGGAGGAUGAGGACAGUCCACAUGGACAUUACAGUUUUGAAGAUCCUGUCUUCAGCCUUUAUUUUGGGGACGGAGAAGAAAAUGAAGAAGAGUACCACUACUAGAUAUCCGGUGUCUUAGUCCUGUAUCCUGCAUGACUUAUGUUUUAAUUUGUUGUAUUUUGUUGAUAAUAAAGUAUCUAUGUUAGA
This is a messenger RNA of Micropterus dolomieu (smallmouth bass), 1489 nucleotides long. RefSeq names its product dnaJ homolog subfamily B member 9-like. The record is from RefSeq and is a predicted model, not a curated record. NCBI's taxonomy places the organism in Eukaryota, Metazoa, Chordata, Actinopteri, Centrarchiformes, Centrarchidae. Gene Ontology annotation, cellular component: endoplasmic reticulum. Gene Ontology annotation, molecular function: misfolded protein binding; protein-folding chaperone binding. The coding region runs from base 833 to 1405 and encodes 190 amino acids. The transcript is spliced from 3 exons.